UAUAAACACACUCACCAGUUACCAGUCACCAGCAGGCAAGGCAUACAGAUUCUGUCUCGAGGUGACUGUCGUCGUCUAGGCAGCAGCAGCAGCCAGCAGCAUCGAGUCAUCGACCGACCAUGAGGAGUGCGGCGGCGAUGGGCUUCCAGGAGCACGGGCUAGCCUUCCAGGUGAUCACCGACGGCAGGGGCCACGGCGGCGGCGCAACCGCGGCGCCAUGGUGGGCUGCUGCUGCUGCUCAGGGGUUUGCCGCUAAGUUCCCGAUCAGCUCAGGCGAUUCUGACCCUCCGCAAGACCUCAAAUACCAUGAGCCUUCCGCAGCAGCCAUUGCCGCCUACCCGGAGUUGCACAAGUACCAGCAUGGCCCUUUCGAUCUGGCCCUUGGGCAGUCCACGGUGUGGAGCAACAAUGCCGGUGCCGGUCAGGGGCAGAGCUAUGGUCUGUACUCCCCAUAUGGAGCUCAAGCUAUGCACGGCAGGGUGCUCCUGCUGCCGGCGAUCGCCGCCGAGGAGCCGGUCUACGUGAACGCCAAGCAGUUCAACGGCAUCCUCCGGCGGCGCCUGGCCCGCGCCAGGGCGGCCAGGGACCUCAGGGCCUCCAGGAGCCGCAAGCCAUACCUCCACGAGUCGCGGCACCUGCACGCUCUCCGCCGCGCGCGGGGCUCCGGCGGCCGCUUCCUCAACACCAGGAGCCUCGCCGCCGGCGACCCGCCGCCCCCGUUCGCCAGCACGCCCCUGGGAGGAUCUGAGCCUGCUGAGGACAACGCGUCGAAGGCGGCAAGGCUGCACCCGGUGCAGGACCGCCAGGACGUCUUCCUCUCGUCAUUGACGAACAUGGCCGGCGACGGCGAGGCAAGGUGGGCCGGCGCGGCGCCACGGGGCUGCUGCGACCUGCUCAAGGCGUGACGGCGGCGGACGGCCAGGCGCGGAGAGCCCUCGCCGCCGCCUGGUGGCUCUAGGACGGCAACUCAUUCUUGGCUCCGGGUUAUUAUCCGGGUAUGUGGUUCAUCGGUUGUGUGCAGGGGCAGUGAGAGAUGCAGCAGCUUCUUCUGCACCAAACCAAGAUGAACUAGAUGCGAUCUUGUGUUCCAGUAAAAACUGCAAGUUCAUUUGAUGCAUGUGCAGAUGCUAACUGUUCAUGUUUGAAAGCUAUCGUACUGUUCAAUUGGAUGGAGAUUGAUGUGCACUGAUGACUGUUUGAUCCUGUUUCUUGUGUGAGGAGAUGAUGCUGGCAAAGGAUCAAACAAACACAACAUGGCAACCAGCAGCAUAUUAACCAGAGAGUAGAUGACAAAUAGUAACAUGAUGGAGCUGCAUUAUCUGAACUUUCUGAACCAGGGAAGCCUUCCCCAAUAGAUUGCCAAGCCAUCUGCUGGCAACAAAGACACAGAGAAACCAAUUCAAAAGAGCCCCCUUUAUGGUUCCUUUCCAGAAUCUUCACUAGACAAGGCAAAUGUCGAUUCAUACAUGGUGACAAGAAAACUGCAAUUCACAAACAAAGAAACAAAAGGUAUGUUGGCAUAAAUAAACAUCAAGAAGCAAUCUUUCUAACUUACCUUGAUCCACCGACAUUUCUUCAAAAGAAAUACUAUGCAGGGAAUCCAUAUUAUUCCAAAAAGGGUAAACCUAAUACCAUCUGGUAGCUAGAAACAAACAUAACAUACACAGCUCUCCUGCGAGUUCGAGAUAAAGAAACAAACAUAACAUAUGCUCUCAUAAUCCUAAACUGUAAAAUCCUGGUGGACUAUCAUAAUACAUUCAAUGAACUGAAGCAAAAUGGUGGAAUAGUUCGUUCUUCCAAUGAGUAAAUUGCUGGAACUCUACUUAAAAACUCUGUAGACCAACACUGAAGCAGGACAAUACUCGAAACAACAGCACAACUGGCUGGCAAAGCUGUGCUAGCAAAGAAACCAUCUCAGCAUUGGAGAUGAUUAUGAGGUAAGCUUAAGAAAACUCUAAAAAUGAAUGCUUUAUCUGAGCAUACCAUAAAUCACAAUCUUGGACGAAACUGUAAACUAGAUUAUUCCAUCAAACAGAACCAAUAUCACAACCAAAUAUGGUAUUUUCCUUUUUCAUUGCAGGUUUUAGUCUUAAAGCAUUUUGAAACAGGUGCGUUUCCACAUAAUGAGCCCAAAGCUAAUGGUAUUGACUGAAAAAAAAAAGAGAAUGCAGCAAGCAUUCGAACAGCAGAAGCUUCUACAUUCAGAAUAUUUGCUUAAUAGGCUUCUUUAACAGUUCUGUCGCCACUGCGAAUUACAGAUCAAAGGUUUAAUCUAACAGUAGACUGAGGAGGCUAUAUCCAGUUUAGAACACCACAGUUACCACUUACCAAAUAUGAUCUUUCCCCAGACUUACCAAGCAUUAUAUGUCAAAACACAAAAGCACCACUCUCUGAUUAUGCAAGAUAAUCAUGAUGGCCAAUUGUACGAUUUUCUCAGGCAAGAUCAUCAUGAUUGCCAAUUUUAAGAUUUUCUCAGGCCUAUCCAAUAGAAU
Messenger RNA from Panicum hallii, 2492 nucleotides. Its product is annotated as nuclear transcription factor Y subunit A-10-like. Gene Ontology annotation, biological process: regulation of transcription by RNA polymerase II. Gene Ontology annotation, molecular function: DNA-binding transcription factor activity, RNA polymerase II-specific; RNA polymerase II cis-regulatory region sequence-specific DNA binding. Bases 120 to 905 code for a protein of 261 amino acids. The transcript has 6 exons. The record is from RefSeq and is a predicted model, not a curated record. NCBI's taxonomy places the organism in Eukaryota, Viridiplantae, Streptophyta, Magnoliopsida, Poales, Poaceae.